Molecule: messenger RNA, 351 nt
Organism: Striga asiatica
Lineage: Eukaryota; Viridiplantae; Streptophyta; Magnoliopsida; Lamiales; Orobanchaceae
Source: the annotation of a GenBank genome assembly
AUGUCGUUCCUAGUGUUCUAUUUGAAGAAGAUUUUUGCUCGACGUGCUUCUGUUGUACAGCAACCUGGUUUGUAUUAUCUUAGUAUCUUAAUAUAUUCUAUCAUAUUGAACGGUGCUUCUACUGGUGCUGUGAAAUAUGGCCGACUUCCUGCUCAAGCCAAAUCCCAAGCCAAAGUUGCUAGCCCUGUACCAUCUUUCCUCUCACUAUCUAACUGUGGCUAUUUCUGCAAAUCUUCGGAUACACUCUCCCGUCACUAUAAGAUGAAGCACCCUAGGAUUUUCAAAGAGAACCAUCAUUGUCAUAUCUGUGGUGCAUAUUUCCUUACCGAAUCAAGGAAACGACCAUUAGCU